Molecule: messenger RNA, 2082 nt
Organism: Venustampulla echinocandica
Lineage: Eukaryota; Fungi; Ascomycota; Leotiomycetes; Helotiales; Pleuroascaceae
Product: YjeF-like protein
Exons: 3
Coding region: 1-2082 (693 amino acids)
Biological process (GO): deadenylation-independent decapping of nuclear-transcribed mRNA; P-body assembly
Cellular component (GO): P-body
Molecular function (GO): mRNA binding
Source: RefSeq, a predicted model, not a curated record
AUGUCGAACCAAUUCAUUGGACUCACCAUGCUGGUGACGCUCAGUUCUCCCCCAGGCGCCCAACUGAGAGGUGUGGUGAGCAGCAUUGAACCGGGGAAGAGCUUGACUCUGCGGAAUGUCACUGCCCCUGCAAGCGGAAAAUACCUUCCUGAAUUCACUAUCAAUGCUGCCGAAAUUGUCGAGUUAAUCGAAGCCGUGAAGGAGAAUGACAUACCCCUAGUUCCUGCACCCGCCGCUGCGCCGGUGCAUAUGCUGCAUAAACCGAAAGCAUUUGAGGAUCCAGCUAUACUGAGUGUAGGGAAGAGGCCCACACCUACCGGCCAGCCAAACGUUGCUUCAGAAUGGCACGUGAGUUCUAUGGAAAGGUCGGAUACGGUACGAAAGAUUGGAUCUAGGGAUGAGGAACCACUUUACGACAUUACACCUGCUGCAAGUUUGGUUGACCCCAUGCAGAAUGUCAAUCUCGGUGAUGUUGGGGCGAAUCUUGGGAUCGAAGCACAAAUUCUACAGGAACUUGCCACGGAAGAGGAGAUCCCGGAGCAGUUAGUCGUUAAGUCAGGCAAGAGGAGUCGUAGAAGAAGGGGCCAAGGACGGAGAGAAGAAGUGAAGGAGCCAGAUGUCACCCCUGUUAGGGAUACUACACGGUCGAAGGGCUGGAGACAAACUCCGUUACUGGAACCGAACCCGUCAUUUCAACCUUUCUCGACGCUCAAACGAAAGAACCACCGCGCCAAUGGGAAGGCCGAUGAAAAUGGCUGGGCAACGGAGGAUGCUACAGAUGUGCAGGACAUGGGCGACUUUGACUUUGCGGGAAGUCUGGCAAAGUUUGAUAAGCAUACGGUCUUCAAUCAGAUUCAAGCGGAGGAUAGUGUUGCCGACGAGGACCGAUUAGUUUCCCAUAAUAGGCUACCUAAGGCAAAGCCAGGGACAGCUGGAGGGAAGAACCUCCAUUAUACGGAAAACGUUCUUGAGACACCAAGUGCUGCGGCGAAAACCAAAAAUGAUCCCUGGAAGAGCGAAGCUGGCGAUAGUGGCUUGGAUGACAGGGCUAGUCAAAGGGGCAGUGGAAGUGGUAGACGCUCAAGAAAGACCGAGAGGGCUGAGAGCAAGUUGAGUCUUAGUCGGCGGCCUGUCUCUCGAAAAUCAAGCUCUAUUAUUGGGGUCCCACCUACCCGCACUCUUUCUGUACCAGCCGCUUCUGGAAAGCCCUCUUUCUACUUGGUGCCAUCUGACCGGCGUUGCGAGCCUAUCUCAGCACUGCAAAUGCUUAAUCUUGAAAACAUUGCUGAUACCGAACUUGGUCUUUCAGAAGAUAUGAUGGCCGAGAAUGCCGGCCGUGGGAUUGCUGAAGUUGCGCUCUCAGCCGUCAAUGCUGGGGGCGGCAGAUUGACUCAAGGAAAGAGCAACAAUAUACCAACAGUUGUGGUUCUGGCCGGAAAUAACAAAAGCGGCCUACGGGCUGUCGCUUCUGGUCGACAUCUUCGAAAUCAUGGGCUGAAUGUCGUCAUUUGUGUCCUCGGCCUGGAGCGUGAAUCAGAGCUUCUAGUAGGUUUGAGACGCCAGCUAAAAGUCUUUCGUGGCUUCGGCGGCAAAGUAUUCAACAAGGUCGAGCUUCUGGAAUAUAUAAAAACUCUCCAUGUCCCCCUCGAACUCAUUAUCGAUGGUCUGCUUGGACUAACAAUCUCUUUCGAAGAACUGAGAACUGGCGACCAAGCUACGGCCUAUGAGUUAAUUGAAUGGGCAAAUAGAAGCACAUGCUCCGUUCUAGCAAUCGAUAUUCCCACCGGUAUUGACCCGGCCAGCGGAAAGGUUAGCAUAAUUGAUGGUCGGAAACUUUAUAUUCACACAAAUUACGUCGUUACCAUGGGAGCGCCAAAAAAGGGCCUACUGGAAGCCAUGGCGUUAGGUGAAGGCGUUGCUGAUGAAGACGGGACUGGACAGGACAAGGAAUGGCAGCUAUUCGUCGCGGAUAUUGGGCUAGGCGCUGCUGUGUGGAGGAAGGCAGGAACUCGAGUUCGCAGGGGGGUCGAAUUUGAAGGAAGCUGGGUGCUGGGCAUGAGGUUCCAGGGCGGAUCGGAGUAG